AUUCAGACCAGCUAACGUCCGCAUCCAGUAUUCAGAGGCAGUUCUCAUAGCCCCAUCACACUGUUUGUGUCUAAUACAUGCAUCGCUUGGUGGCAGCAAGAAAUUUCAAACUGGUCUAAGAAGAAUUCACAACAAAGAGGAGUUUUGGCCAUUGUUGAUAGCCAAGAUUUAUAUUUACACUGUGUUGGUGCAGUAAUUACAUCUGGAAUCAUGGAUAUGUCGUCAUGGUAAAGAAGUGAUUAAAGAGGAAGGCUAUGCUGGUGUUCAUUAUGCUUGAAGAGGGCAUUAUGAACUGUACUAUUAGCCAUGAAAUCCACCAGUACCUCUUUUGCUUUGUGUACAUCUUUGUACUAUUGGUGGGUGUUCCUUCCAACCUGUACUCUCUGUACCAUGCAGCGCUGCAGCUGAAGCAAAAGAAUGAGCUUGGGGUUUAUUUGAUAAACCUCACUCUAUCUGAUCUACUAUACCUGGCAUCAUUACCACUCUGGCUCCAGUAUUUUUUUCAGGACGACGAUUGGCGUCACAGGGAAUGGUUGUGUCAGUUGUGUGGCUUUCUCCUCUAUGAGAACAUCUACAUCAGCAUUGGCUUCCUGUGCUGUAUAAGUCUGGAUCGCUACCUAGCUGUUGUUCACCCUCUGAGGUUCACCUUUCUACGUUCUAUGAGAGCAGCUUUUCUUUUUAGUGUCAUCAUCUGGUUUAAAGAAAUCUCAGUCGGUGUGGUUUUCUUCCUUCAUAAAGAGCUGAGCAAAAAUCCCAACAACCAAUCUGUGUGCUUUGAGCACUACCCAAUGCAACCUUGGGAGUAUUCAAUCAACUAUUACCGCUUCACUGUUGGUUUCUUGUUCCCGCUGGUCAUCCUGCUGAUCAGCUACCUGUGCGUGCUUCGUGCUGUUGGCCAGAGUGCAGGCACGCAGCCAGAUCAGAAGACCAGAAUCCGACAGUUAGUAAGCAGUACCAUCCUCAUCUUCCUCAUAUGCUUCUCCCCUUACCAUGUCUUUCUGUUAGUACGCACCUUGCUGGAGAGAGACUGCAACUUUAUUACAGGAAUUUUCAACUAUUACCACCUGGCGCUGUUGUUGACCUCCCUGAACUGCGUCGCGGAUCCCGCUCUCUACUGUUUUGUUAGCGAAAGUGCCCGCCGAGGCCUUUCCAGGGCUAUUUUUCGACCCGUAACAAGAGUUCUCUGUUGCUGCCUUGGCAGCACCAACUUCACCACAGAUUCCCAUGAUGUUCCCACUGAUGAGAACAACACCCACAGACCUGUGAUGACGAUUAAUCACAUUGGUAAUUGUGGAAAUACAAUUAUAAUCACGUUGGAUGAUGAGAAAAAAAUCAUACCAUUAACUUUACAAAAUCCUGGAAAGACCUGUGUGGAGGAGGACCAGAGGAUAGAAUGGAUGUAGGAUCCUGUGAUGUGAAGAAGGGCGUCAUACCUCUGCAGCAUGGGAGAAUCCACAGCUAAUUGCUGUUGUGCUUCAGUCUCCGAAUUUUUACCCUGAACUGAAUAAGCAGAGCUACAGAUCUUUACAAUGUUAUGUAGGGGUGGAACAUCUGGGUAACUCCCGAUACAAAUUUCAACUCAUGGCUCAGAAUAUGGUGAUACAACAGUUAUCAAGACAUGGGUCAGGAAAUCAAUCUAUGAUAUUCUAUCAUACAGCUAUUAAAGAGAAACCAAGCAAAAUUGUUUAUUUUUUGCACUGUUGCGGACAAUCUGUCCAAUUUGUCUUCCUCACAGACUAUGAGAAUAUUUCAGUGCAACAUUUCUGUAAAUAAAUACUAUAUAAUAAAUAUAGUAUAUAUAUUUACAUAUAUCUAUACUUAUAAAUGAAACU
Molecule: messenger RNA, 1832 nt
Organism: Corythoichthys intestinalis (scribbled pipefish)
Lineage: Eukaryota; Metazoa; Chordata; Actinopteri; Syngnathiformes; Syngnathidae
Gene: gpr68
Product: ovarian cancer G-protein coupled receptor 1
Exons: 7
Coding region: 255-1403 (382 amino acids)
Biological process (GO): cellular response to pH; G protein-coupled receptor signaling pathway
Cellular component (GO): membrane
Molecular function (GO): G protein-coupled receptor activity
Source: RefSeq, a predicted model, not a curated record